Molecule: messenger RNA, 3069 nt
Organism: Salmo salar (Atlantic salmon)
Lineage: Eukaryota; Metazoa; Chordata; Actinopteri; Salmoniformes; Salmonidae
Source: RefSeq, a predicted model, not a curated record
GUUGUCUCCUGCUACAGGCUAGUCUCUCUGCUCCCCCCUUCCUCUUGUCUCCAGCUGGAGGUUAUAGCUGUAACUAAAUGCAGUGCUUCAGUCAGACAUCCUGGCUCUAUUCUCCUUCCUGGCCUACCAGUAGGGGCUGGGGAUGCUGGGUGGGAAGGGACUAGAGAGAGAGAGGCUCUGCCGACCUCAGUUCUGCAGGCCUCCCUGCCUGGGCAUGGGUGCCAUAAACUGGCGGUCUCAUUGCCUGUGUGGGUGUUUACGUGUGUGGGGCUCAGCCAGCUACCGUGUGCUAAGGACCUGCCUCCUUCACAGGCGAUCACAGUGACAGGGGCUCGGAGAGAGAAAGGAGGUACCCCAAACCCAGACGGGUACAUCCACAUCCCCCUUACAGCGUUUUUCACGUGUGGUGUCUGUCCCUCGCUGUGAUACUGUAGCUGGCUGUUCUUGUGAGCCGCCAUUCGCCUGCAUGAGUGCUGGUGGUGUUCCUUUCCCUCUCUGUCCUAUUCCUGGUGUCAUCAUGGCCUGUUUUGUUUGGAUACCCUGACAACCAGAAACUCUAAAGCAGCUCGGCACUUCCCACCCUGCCUCUCUACCCCCAGUGACGUCAUGUUGAAGAAAGAGAAGGAUGUGGAGCUGGAUAAGAAGAUUGAGGCGCUCCGCAGGAAGAAUGAAGCACUCAUGAAGAGGUACCAGGAGGUAGAGGAAGACAAGAAGAGAGCGGAGAAGGAAGGAAUGGUACUGCAAAGCCCUAAGGGUAAAGCAGGGGACUUAACCAUCACCAUCAACAAGUCUACCAGCGAUCCCCGUGUUGUGAUGACCAAACCAGGCACGGGUGGUUCUCCCACCCUAAAGUGGGUCCAGGAGCUUGGGGAGAGGGAGGCGGAGGGGAACCUGCUGUGCUCUGGGCGGGGCAGGAGGAAGCAGCUACUGGUCACCAUGGCUGGCAACACAAAGGGUAAGAGGGUGGUGAGUGAGAGGCUGGAGAGAAGGCCAGGUCCAGGUUCCCUCAGUCCACUGGAUGUGAAGAGCCCUACAGAGGACAACCAUCACCGUGUGGAAUCAGCAGCAAGAGGGAAACACCAGCACACUCACACAGCAAAGAGGGACACAGGACCACAGGUCCAUGAAGUGGGGCAGGGGACGUGUUUGACAGAGGAGCGUCACUGGCUGUCAGAGUGUGAGCCUUACCACCAGGAGUCUGAGAGGCUACACCCAGCGGGCGACACAGACCUCACCAUCCCCACGUCUAAAGAGGAGCAGCAGGAGUACUUGUGCUGGAAGAAGGAGCGUGAGCAGAUCGACCGUGAACGCUUGGCACGCCACAAAAAUGCCAAGGGCCAGUGGAGGCGGGCAUGGGACAUGGACAAAACAGAGAAUAUGUUUUCAGAUACAUCUCCUAGGGAGAGAGAAAGGGGGCCUACAGUCAGAGGAGGAAGAAAUGCAAAGAGGGGUCACCCCAAAUCAAAUGCUGAUUCACGGGGUCAGCAGCUGCGGGGCAAAGACAAGCGGGGUAAAAAUGUUCCAGUGGUCAGCAGUAAAGCCAAGGGCAAGGACCGGCUGACUGGGAGGGCUAGAAGAUGGGAUGCCAGCGAGGAUGGGGAGGAUUUGCAGGCCUCUAAGACUAGUUUGGAGGAAUUCUUAGAAGAGCUUGAUGCUUUGGCUGACCCUGACAUAGAUGACUCCACUGCAGAAACUCCAGAGGUCAAAGAUGGUGACCUCAAAAUGGAGUCUUCGCUAACCCUGGAUGUGGUGAAGCCCGAGAAAGUGAGUGGAAGCGUCAGUCCUGGCCUGGACAAGGCCGAGACAGCUCAGGCCCCGGACGACCCCCCGGACGACGGGACAUCCAGACAGGGGAAGGCUGAGGCCUCGUCCCCUCAAGCUACAGAGAAGAAGGUCCGCUUCUCAGAGGAGCUCAUUAAGGGGCCCGGGGCCUACGAGAAGCCCAGUACUGGGGCCCAGAACAGUGCCCGCUCAGAAACCAAGGGCUCCAGCGUGUUAAAAGUUGCCUCCCCCAUCAAAAACGGACAGAACUUGGAGGAGCAGAAGCAGUCCCCCGAAGGCGACCAGGAGGAUGCUGGUAAUGCCCUGGACUGGGGGGAUCAGCAGGCUGCAGCUGUCCAGGCGCAGAGCUCAUCUGAUGGGCAGAGACAGGGUCAGGAGGGCCCUCCAUUUCUUGAUGCCUCCAAAACAGAAUGUGCUGAAAGCUGCCAGGAUGGUGUGCUCAGCCCCGUUCUUCCCAUUUUACACAGCAAUGUCAAAGACCCUGCCCCUCCACAGGAUAAUUCUGUCCAGCCUUUAGAGCAUGCCAAGAGCAAUACAGAGGCGCUGAUUGACUCCAGUCUGUCUGUUCUCAGCCUGGAGUCAGGAGAGACUCACCCAACCCACACCACCAGUACCGAUAAGGAUGCUAGCUGCUCAAGGUGGGAAAAGGAAACGAUACAUGUUCAAGUGAAGUCAUUUUGAGCCUUUUGUCUGCUUGAAAAUACUUUGCUUACAAGCACUUUAUUCUUUAUGAGGUAUGAGAAUUGACAUGUCAUACAUUACUUAAAGUUGGAAUCCUUAAUGGUGAAACAGCUACGUCCUUUUGCGAUAUACAACAACAAAGAAGUUACUGCAAACAACGAACACUGUUUUUUUCCCCUCGGACAUCAUUACACGCGUGAUAGAAGAGCACAAUAUGUAUUGCAUUUUUUUUUACCAUGCUGCACGGCGCUCCUCAGCUCAGCAACAAUAACAACGGUGGUGGUGGGGCGGCCAGUGGCGCCGUUUCCCCUUAAGUCUGUUAUUUGAAUGGCUGUUUUUGUUUACAUUUGAAGUAUUAUUUCAAGGUACCAGUCCUAAUGCUUGUAUUAGUUCAGUUCCUAUGGAUGACUAACCUACAUAACCUAAACAGGCCCCGCCAUUAACCUUUGCCAGCCUUAGCAGUUGAAUGACAAAAUAUAAUUAGCAUUAUAUGCUAAUAGUUGUACACUGACUUUAUUUACAGUACUAGUCAAAAGUUUGGACACACCUACUCAUUCCAGGGUUUUUCUUUAGUUUUGACUAUUUUCUACAUUGUACAAUAAUAGU